AAGGUAUAUUUGUUGUUAUCGCUGUCAGCGCCUAUCACCAACGCAAGCCGCGUUCGCUUAUCAUAACAUGCGCAGUGUAUAUAAACGCUCAUACGGAAAUAAACUGUUGUUCUGUUCCCACCGCGCUGUCUGAAGGAUCUAUUACAUUGGCGACGAGGCGAAUCGACGGACGGGCGAGUCCCGGUCGAGUAAGGCAAGAUGUCGGUCGGCAGGAUCGGCGAAUAUCGUCUCGGCGCGAAUGCGUCCUGGGAUGAAUACGUCGAACGGCUAGAGAUGUUCUGCGCUGCAAACAAGAUAACCACGGACGAGCAAAAACGAGCGGUUCUGCUGAGUUGUUGCGGCGAGGACACUUACGGGUUGAUCGUGACCUUGGUCAAGCCAGCAAGACCGACGGCGGCGAGCUACGACGACAUCAAGGGGGCGGUGCGGAAGCACAUGCAUCCAAGGCCUUCGGAGCUGUACGCAAGAUUCUUAUUCUACCGAAGAAACCAAGCUCAGGGUGAGGCGGCGUCGGAGUAUGUUACGGCACUCCGUAAGCUGGCUGAAGACUGCGGUUUCGGUGACAAACAGCUUCCACUGGACGUCAUGAUGAGGGACCGGUUCGUAUGCGGCAUCAAGAAUGAAGUGGUUCAACAGCGGCUGCUCGCAGAACGCGACCUGACGUUCGAGGUGGCGUACGACAUGACGCUGACGGCGGAAGCAACGGAGAAGCAGCAGCGCGAUAUACGCAAGCAAGCUCAAGACGGAACCAAAGAAAGCGAGGGUCUGGUUCAAGCGACACGCAUGAAACUGGACACCAAGGCGGACGACGUCAGCUGCUUCCGCUGCAACGGUAAGCACGCUCCGCAUGUAUGCCGUUUUAGAAAGGCUGCUUGUUUCAAAUGCAAAAAGUGCGUGAACAGGCUGAAAAGUUCAUGGUAG
Molecule: messenger RNA, 921 nt
Organism: Ixodes scapularis (black-legged tick)
Lineage: Eukaryota; Metazoa; Arthropoda; Arachnida; Ixodida; Ixodidae
Exons: 2
Coding region: 199-921 (240 amino acids)
Source: RefSeq, a predicted model, not a curated record